Molecule: messenger RNA, 2873 nt
Organism: Pseudogymnoascus verrucosus
Lineage: Eukaryota; Fungi; Ascomycota; Leotiomycetes; Thelebolales; Thelebolaceae
Exons: 1
Coding region: 511-2829 (772 amino acids)
Biological process (GO): cell wall organization
Cellular component (GO): extracellular region; fungal-type cell wall; cell surface
Molecular function (GO): 1,3-beta-glucanosyltransferase activity; glucan endo-1,3-beta-D-glucosidase activity
Source: RefSeq, a predicted model, not a curated record
CCAAACUCAACCAAAGCCACCACCACUCCUGCCGCUGUUGCUCCUAAAUAUUCAUUGUCCAUAUUGUACAGUGUCUGUGUGUGCCUUGACCCCUAGCCAAGACCUUUCAACAUCGACUAUCUCCAUCUCCAUCUCUAAUUAUACUCUAUUGUCUAUACACUCCGACAUAUACUGUCGCUGUACAAUUGUUUAUACUUACACUCGCUCGUACUCCCAUCUCACUUGUUUACCCUGCGAAUACGGUCAAUAAUAUACAACACAACUCCACCACGCCGCUCCUUCCGUCUUACUCCGCUCAUUAAGCCGCCCACCUACCUCCGCGCGCCAGCCCAAAAGGAAUACGAAGCAAUCAAUCUCGCCAGAGCGCCGACCCAAGGAGAAUACGACUUCUGCGCCCCAAUGUCGCCGGACUCCCACAGCUGCUAACCCACUAUACUCCUCGCCACGAACCGUGGCCCCGCUGACGAGAGAGGGUACAAAGACCUUUAUCACUCUGUUCACCCCUUCAUCAUGUCACGAUAUGUCAACGACUACGACGAUCCCUCCGCCGAACCGCUCAAUCACCCAGGAGCAUCCUCGAGCCCGCCGAAUCCCAUCUACCCACAACACGGCAGCUUCACCCGCCAACAGCGCCGUCCGGUGCAAGGAGCAAACACACAGCCUUCUCAACAACGAGGCCCACCGAACGUGCCACCACAUGCUGGCCAGCAGCAGCAACAACAGCAGCAGCAGCAGCAGUACUACAAUCGCGAACCCUACAAUACCACCUCGAUGGCUUCGAGCACGACGCCAGGCGCAGAUAACUUCGGGCAACAGGCCGGCGGGGGCAUUGCUGGGAUCGCGAUGGGCGUUGCAGAUAACCGGCCGCGAGAGAGCGGCAUGGAGGCGAUGAGGAGCAUACCAGAAUACGGCGUCGACGGGAGGCCGUUGAAUUACAACCAGAGCCAACGGCAGGGGCCAGGGCCAGGAUACAGGCAACCCACGCUGCCGCCUGUGGCUGGAGGGCAGCAACGGUAUCGAGAUGCUGAUCCAGUCGUGAAUCCGGCAGCGAACCCGGCGCACAUGGGUUAUUAUGGAGGGGAUAAUUAUUCGGACGAGGGAUACGAUAACCGGAGGUACGAUUCGAGGGAAAGGUCUCCUUACGACGGGGAGAUGUAUGGGAGGCAGGGGCAGGGGCAGGGUAAUUCAAGGCAGGGCUAUCCGGUUGCUGCUGGGGUUCCUCUCAUGGCGGUGUCGAGGCCGCCAGGAGAAUCUGGCACGAGAGCUGGAGAUUACGCGGGCUACGAUCCACAGCAGGACGCCGCGCUGCAUCGUUACUCCCAGAGGAUAGACCCGUCGUGGCAACUCCAAGAUCCGAAUGCCAUCGUGGAUGACGGCGACGAUGGACUCGAUUACGUGCAGCCCUCACAUCACCGCAACUCCCUAUUAAGCUUAGGGAGGAGUUCAGACCGACUUAGCACGAGCACAGGAGGUGCUCUGGCUGCUGGCGGUGCCUUAGGCGCUGGAGCUCUCGGGGGGAUAGCAGCGCGCAACGGCAGUGGAAGCGCAGCAGAGGGUGCCUCGUUGUUCAGCGGCCCGGGAAACCCAUCGACUGGGUCCGGCGCACACGCCGCAUUCAUCGCAAACGAGCGUGAGAAGGACAGCUGGAUGGCGAAGGAGAACAAAAAGCACAAGAAGUCGAUGUGGAUCGCGAUUGCGAUCAUCGCCUUCCUCGUGAUCGGUGGAACUGUGGGCGGCGUGCUCGGCGCCAUGCUGGCGAAGAAGGGGGGUGGCUCCAGUAGCUCGGACUCUACGACGGCGGCCGGCUCUGGUGGCAGUGCUACUGAUGACACUAAAGCAAAUGGCGACCUCAACAAGGAUAGCGCGGAGAUCAAGGCGCUUUUGAACAACGCGAAACUGCAUAAGGUCUUCCCUGGCAUGGACUAUACGCCCAUGUACACGCAAUACCCGGAUUGUCUACACUAUCCAGCGUCACAGAACAACGUCACCCGCGAUAUGGCCGUGAUCUCGCAGCUGACCAACGUAGUGCGUCUGUACGGCACGGACUGCAAUCAGACGGAGCUUGUUCUGCACUCGCUCAAGCAGCUCGGGCUACAGGACACGAUGAAGGUGUGGCUGGGCGUGUGGCAAGACAAGAACGAGACGACCAACGCGCGCCAGCUGGACCAGAUGUACGACAUUCUCAAGAACUACGGCACCACGCCCUUCAUGGGCACCAUCAUCGGCAACGAGAUGCUCUUCCGCGAGGACAUCGACUCGUGGGCGCUCGGCGCGCUGCUGGACCAGGUGCGCGCCAAGUUCAAGACCCUGAAGUACGAUCUGAGCGUCUCCACGAGCGAUCUGGGGAACAGCUGGGACGCGGCGCUGGCGGCCAAGAGCGACUACAUCCUGAGCAACGUGCACCCCUUCUUCACGGGCAAGCCGAUCGCCGAGGCGGCCGAGUUCACCUGGCAGUUCUGGCAGAACCAGGACUUCCCGCUCAAGCCGGACCUCAAGAAGAACAUCAUCGCCGAGACCGGGUGGCCGACCAAGGGAGGCAUAGACUGCGGCUACGGCGUGUACACGUGCGACGCGGGCAGCGUGGCGGGCGUGUCGGAGCUGAAUCAGUUUAUGGAGCAGUGGGUGUGCCAGGCGAUGACGAACGGGACGCAGUAUUUCUGGUUCGAGGCGUUCGAUGAGCCGUGGAAGAUCAAGUUUAAUACCAAGGCUGAGCCGGGCAAGCCGGCGCAGGAGUGGGAGGAUCAGUGGGGGAUUCUGGAUGUGAAUCGUGUGCUGAAGCCGGGGGUGGUGAUUCCGGAUUGUGGGGGGAAGACGGUGAGUGCGGUAUAGAAGGGGCCGCUGCUUGCUUUGUUGUUUUAUCUGUUCGUUUUGGG